ACCACUGUUACACAUUGAUUAGUUCCCCUCACAGUGAAGCAGCAGAGGAAUUUCUGGGUGCAGAUAGGACCACUCCUCUCUGCAUACGAUUCUGCAUACAGUCGGAGCUUGGUGGUGAGGAGGGGGAGGGUGGUCUUGCAGUCGACGAGAGGAAUAGGACUUUAUUGAGGAGUAGCUGCAACGGGGGUAAAACGCAUGAGCCCCGUAGCCUUGCUGAUGGAAAGAGAGGGGAAAAAGACACGCUUGGACAAAUUACCACUCUGUUCUGACAAACUGCCGCUUAAAUUGUUUAACUUGUUGAUGCGACGUUAUUCUACUGUUUUUCUUCUGUAGCCUGGCUGCAGAGACAGAUAGAUGGGUGGCGGAAUCGCAAGUGUUCUCCGUGGAUAGGUUUUUUUUUUUUUUUUUUUUUUUUUUUUAAAUGUAUUAAUCUCACCGUGGAUGCAGUUUAAAGAGCAACCUUCCCUAAGAUGCAAUUCAUCUCUGAGCCAUAGCACUGUGAUAACCGGAGCGGGGUCGUAUCAAACACUCUAGGUCAGCAUGGCAGCAGGUGUAGCGGCAUGGCUCCCUUUCGCCCGAGCGGCGGCCAUAGGAUGGAUGCCUGUGGCUAGCACCCCGAUGCCCAUCCCUCCGCAAGACAAGAGAAAAGCCCAGGAUGGACUCAUCAUCCUCAACGUGAGUGGGACCAAGUUUCAGACGUGGCGAACCACUUUGGAAAGGUACCCCGACACUUUGCUGGGGAGCACGGAGAGAGACUUCUUUUUCCAUGAGGAGUCCAGUGAGUACUUUUUCGACCCGCGACCCUGAUAUCUUAGGCAUAUCCUCAAUUUUUACCGCACGGGGAAACUACACUAUCCGGCGUCAAGAAUGUAUAUCUGCCUACGACGAGGAGCUGGCUUUCUUUGGUAUAAUCCCCGAGAUAAUUGGAGAUUGCUGUUAUGAGGAAUACAAGGACCGAAGGCGCGAAAAUGCAGAGAGGCUCCAAGACGACGAGGACAUGGACGUGAACAAUGACGUAACGCCGGUGAACCUGACGUUCCGGGAGUACCUGUGGCGGGCUUUCGAAAACCCUCACACCAGCACCUUAGCUCUGGUCUUCUACUAUGUCACAGGCUUCUUCAUUGCCAUAUCAGUGAUGGCCAACGUGGUGGAGACGGUGCCGUGCGGGACUUUGCCCAACAGGUCUAAGGAAAUUUCCUGUGGAGACCGUUACGCAUUGGCCUUCUUUUGUUUAGACACAGCGUGUGUCAUGAUAUUCACUGUUGAGUAUCUUCUCCGUUUAAUCGCGGCUCCCAGCCGCUACAAGUUCAUGAAAAGUGUGAUGAGCGUCAUUGACGUGGUCGCCAUCAUGCCUUACUAUAUCGGACUGGUCAUGACUGACAAUGACCAGGUGAGCGGUGCUUUUGUCACACUGAGAGUCUUCCGGGUCUUUCGGAUUUUCAAGUUCUCCCGGCAUUCUGCGGGGCUGCGUAUCCUGGGCUACACCUUGAAGAGCUGCGCCUCCGAGUUGGGCUUCCUACUAUUUUCUCUCACAAUGGCCAUCAUUAUCUUUGCCACGGUCAUGUUUUAUGCAGAGAAAGGGUCCACAGCCAGCAAGUUCACCAGUAUCCCCGCAGCGUUUUGGUACACCAUUGUCACCAUGACAACACUGGGGUAUGGUGACAUGGUGCCAAAAACAAUCGUGGGGAAGGUGUUUGGGUCCAUAUGCUCUCUGAGUGGGGUGCUGGUCAUCGCCUUGCCUGUCCCUGUCAUAGUGUCAAACUUUAGCCGUAUAUACCACCAAAGCCAGCGGGCAGAGAAACGACGAGCCCAGAGGGCCUCCAAAGAGGCAGGACAAGCCCUGGUGGGGAAGCCUGCCAGCCCUCCCUUUGAAAGUCAACAUCAUCACCUGCUGCACUGCUUGGAGAAGACCACGAAUCAUGAGUUUGUGGACGAGCAGACAUUUCAGGCCAACUGCAUGGAAAUCUCGAUGAUGAAUAAGUCAGGCUCCCGCACCUCUUCUCUGUCUUCGUCUCCACAUGGCCUCAGCUCGUGCUGCUCUCGACGCCACAGGAAGAAGAGCAGCUUCAGCCUGCCCAGCACAAACAACCAGGAGCUCAGCACCAUACAAAUAAGAGAGAGACCAGUGGCCAACAGUCGCUCCAGCCUGAAUGCCAAACUUGAUGAGACUGUGCCCUUGAAGUGUGAUGAACCUUACAUCACUCCCUCCAUGGUUAGUCUAUCUGCCCCCGUGGUGACUUCAUCAGACGGGGACGGCUCCACCACCACCACCGCAUACUCUCAGAGCAACAUAGUCCGAGUAUCUGCCUUGUAGAUGUCAUGCCUAUCUGAUCAGCUAACUGGUUUCAAGAAGCACCAGAUGCUGAGGAGAGGGACCACCGAGCAUCAACCUGCCAUAAUCUAGAGGGAUUAUAAGAUUAUCAGAGGUCGGGUUUUUGAAGUAGUGAUCUCAUCUGAUGUCAAACUCUGCAUGGUAUUAAAACAAUUGUGGACAGCUGCCUUGGAAUAAAAGCAACCAGCAGAUCUUGCUCCCUUAAGCACAGCAGAGCAAAGAAGUGUUGGGAUUGCGUGGUUAUCAGUGUUGCCUAAAAAUACUGAGAAAAACUUUAUUUUUGAAUAUGUAAUGUAGUUGUAUUUGUUGUCUUCUUAUUCCAAGGGAAAAGGUGGAUGUUCAGAGGUCAUUCAUGAUGGCCUCUGAUGACAAAGCACAUAUUCAUUACCUGAAGGCCAUUUUGUGAAUAUUAAAUCUGUCUAUUUACACGUUAGAAAUAUUCACUUCUCCUGCCACCCAGUUUAUUAUACAAUAGAUUGUUUUGAAACCCUUGAUUAUUUGGUUUCUGAUAGUCCCCUCACUACUGUAAAUUCAGAAUAACAUACAUCCAUUGGAAUGGAUUGCUGUUGUGAAUAUUCAUUAACUAAUUCAUUAACUGAUUGAUGUCAUCGCUUGAUGAGUAAAAUAUACCACACACUGACAUGUUGUGAAAUGUGCAAGUGAAAGUCAAAAAGACAAAAUCUGUGUUAACUACAUAUUUGACAUUCUGAUAUGGAUUGAUGUGCAAGCCACUGUCAUUAAUUAACAAUCGAUAUUGAGAAAUAUACAGGGUAUAUAUUAGUUAGGUCACAAGGUAGAAAAAUAAAUGAAUGUUCUCUGCAACACUUAAGUAAUACCCUAAUGUGGACACACUGUAUUGACCGGAAAAACCAUAUGGAUGAGUGCUGCACAGCAGCAUUAAUAAGUUCCUCUAAAAUUACUCCGUUCAAAAUGAGACUUGGUGGAAUUCACUGUGUCAAAGGGCCAUUUUGUACAUUUUUCAUGUUGUAAAUAUUUCAGAACAAAAUCAUUUGCAUUUGAAGUUGGCUACUUUUAUUUCUAGAUUUAGUUUACAUACUAUUUCUGUCUGUUAACUGGUUGAAUUAAGGAUUUGCAUGCUGUCAUUACAGAAUUCUGUCUCAAAGUAUGUCUCUGCUUCC
Molecule: messenger RNA, 3471 nt
Organism: Sphaeramia orbicularis (orbiculate cardinalfish)
Lineage: Eukaryota; Metazoa; Chordata; Actinopteri; Kurtiformes; Apogonidae
Product: potassium voltage-gated channel subfamily D member 2-like
Exons: 6
Coding region: 767-2314 (515 amino acids)
Biological process (GO): potassium ion transmembrane transport; action potential
Cellular component (GO): neuronal cell body; postsynaptic membrane; dendritic spine
Molecular function (GO): A-type (transient outward) potassium channel activity
Source: RefSeq, a predicted model, not a curated record